Messenger RNA from Macrobrachium nipponense, 2282 nucleotides. RefSeq lists its product as uncharacterized. The record is from RefSeq and is a predicted model, not a curated record. Bases 963 to 1685 code for a protein of 240 amino acids. Lineage: Eukaryota; Metazoa; Arthropoda; Malacostraca; Decapoda; Palaemonidae. The transcript has 6 exons.
ACCUGCUUUACAAAGUUCCAUUAAAACGAACUUGCAUGCCAAAAUUAUCUAUAUGCUUCGUUCUACGUGUAUUCCCGUGCAACGGAAUAUUUUUCUAUUCAGUGACGUCAGUAAAUUCGUAUGAAUGCGCUUCUGGAAGCCAGUGAAUAAUGUGUUUUAUUUAUGAGUGGGGCAUUGUACUUGCAACUCCCAAUGGCAAGAAAGUCUGCACGAUUAUCAUUAUUUUGCGGUAAACGACGAGGGCGCCAGUCUUGCUUAUUGUCGUCGACAUUUUCGUGGCUAUUUUGGUCUCCAAAAUAUAGAUUCAUAUGUGUAUAUAUAUUGCCGAGCAUAACUCCAAUCAUCAUCACUAAUCAUUUGGAUCAAGUGGGUCGCUCUCACUUGACUUGCAACCGAGCUAAAGAUUGCGUUUGCUACCAACCUGUAAUUUUGUGUAUUGGCAACCUAGUUUAUGGAGGCUAUAAUGGAAAUGUAGUUCAUCAUGAGGGUCAGGUGCCUCUAUAUGAUUAUAUUCACCUUGUCUAUGUGUGUGUGUGUGUGUGUCUAUAAGCCUUAGAAUUCUGGUGCACCAUUAUAACUUUUAGGGUAAGGUUCCCAGGGACCAUACCUCCACAGAAAGUGCAACACGCCACAGUUGGCUAACAAGAUUGUACCCGACUAGGUGAACAGAGAGAGAAAUCAAGGAAGGUUGGUCGUGAUAGGUGACCUGACGACAAAGAUGCCCUGAAGGAAUAAUAUAGAGGAUUGUGGGAAGGCAGUGUUUGAGAUAUAUUCCGAAUGGGGUCAGAUUAGGGCACAAAAAAAGCCUAUUUUCUGAAUCCUCACGAUACUUAGGGCGUCACUUUUGUCGUGAGCGGACUUCCUGUUCCUAUUCUGUUGUGGCGCGUACGCCAUAUCCAAAACACGACUUCUUCCAUCUUUAACUCCCUCAACAGAUCCCCAGAAAUCUUCAGACAGACAAGAUGAGGGCAGUGUCAAUGAUCCUGGUGACGUUGCUUUCCAUGGGAAUGUUAUACAACCUGGUGACAUCAAGCGUCAACGGUAUCUACGACGUGAUGAGAACCACCAUCUUCACUGGGAAGGUCAUGCCAGCACAGUACAUCAAGCACAAUGUCACAGUUGAGAAGCCCUGUCAGUGUAGAAACUUUUGCCAAGUGGUCAUUAACUGCACGAGCACCACGUGGCUCAGGAUGGCGGAAAGCAACGCAUCGCGAUGCCUCAUCUCUGUGACCUACUUUGGCCAUUUGGAGCUGCAAGAACCAAGCCCAGGGAUCUCCUCUGCCACGACUUUCUACUGGUUCAAGCCUGAUUACACACGGGGCCAAUACGGAUUCUACAAGAUGCAUUGCCCGUUGGUUGGGAACUUCUCUAAAGCUCUGAACAUCUGCAAGGCUGAAGGAGGGCAGCUGGCUACUCUGGAAACCACCCCAAAGCGUGACGAUGUGAUGGUGGUUCUCCGCUAUCAGGGUAAUGGAGCGAGAUACUGGAUCGGACUCUACCGAGAGGGCCCCACAGCAAAUCCAGUGUGGAUGAAUGUCAAUGGAAACAUGUCAGUGACCUCAGGCACCAUAACUGGAAGUGGGAGUGGAAACUGUUAUUCAUUAUAUAAAAGUGGACCCUGGAUUGUCGAGAACCAUAUCUGUAACGGUCAACUGUGCUUUGUGUGCGAAAGAAACUUCUAUUAGUCCGAAGAACCACCUGUGUGAUGCUGUUACAACCUAGACCCAUGCUCCUAUUACCCAGAACCCAACUGUGAUGCUGCUAUUAACCUAGAUCCCAACUAUGAUGCUGAUUUCUACCGGAAACCAUCUGUCUCAUUGUCUUGCUCAAUAAGUCUCGACUUAAUAGUGUUGUUUUAAUUCAGAAUUGAGUGUGUUGUCCCACCCACUUAACUUAAUAAUGUUUGUUUCAGUUCAUGAUUGAAUACAGGGCUACAUUUUUUUUUUACUGUAGUUACAACAGUGUGUGUAGUUGUCUAAAGCCAACUGCAGUGUUGUGUAAAUUAUAAUAGUGUUUUCACUGUGUGAUCGUUUCACUAGAGUUUUUAACAGUCUAAGUGUGUGUUUUAUUUCCAGUUAAUUACAGAGUGGCUCUCAUCCUAGGCUAAAUAUAAUCUCUGAUCCCUAUUUCACUAUAAUUUCACUUUUAAAACGCGUGCCAUCACUCUGGUUUAUGACUAGGCCUAGUGCUGUGUGACCUCUCCUUAAACAAAUGCACAGUUUUUUUUCUAGUCAUAUAGAGUUGUCGUUACCUAGAAUUAAAUGUAUAUCAUAUUUUAAAUA